Molecule: messenger RNA, 1341 nt
Organism: Porites evermanni
Lineage: Eukaryota; Metazoa; Cnidaria; Anthozoa; Scleractinia; Poritidae
Source: the annotation of a GenBank genome assembly
AUGCUUAGAAGAAUCCGACGACGCAUUGGCAGGCCCUUUCCUCGCCGGUGGCUUUUAAUCGUCGGCUCUCUUUUAAUAACUGUUUUGAUACUUGAGCGAGUUAAAAAGAGUAAUUUUCACAUUGAGAUAUUUACAGCGAUAGUAGAUCUAAAAGAACUGGAAGCGACAGGGAAAGUUAUGCCUAAUCUGUUAGCAGCCAAAGUCGAGGCAGAGAGGGACUGGAAGCAUGAGCUCUCAAGUCUCCAUGGCAACGAUGUUACUCGUUUGGCCGAAUAUAAUGAAAUGAACAAUGUUAUUGAUCAAGAGGAAGACUUUGUUAGCGGCAAAGGCGUCAACGUCCACAUCUGGAGAGGGUUAUGCUGUCCGAAAGUGAACAGUUUAAGACAAUAUCCACUGUUUCCAUUACUACCAAAAGAGCGUUUGUCACGUGACACUAUCAACUCCGGUCCGAUGGGGAACUGGUAUGGACAGAGAAUCAUGGGAUAUAUUUAUCCUCCAAUCACAGGAAGUUAUACAUUUCACUUCCAUGCGCAUGUUUAUGCCGAGUUCUGGCUCAGUGAGGAACAAAACAGCACAGAGGUUGCACUAAUAGCGAAAGUUGCAAAGGAAAAUCACAAUUUCUUAGGGAAAUCUGUAGGUCGAAUCUCAAGACAAAUUCACCUCAAGAAAGGCGGUAAAUAUUUCUUUGAUGUUCUUCACGUGAUGAACGGUGGAAUGAUGCGUCGUGAUCACGUGAACCUCACGUGGAAAAUUCCAGGAAGGGAGCACUUUAGUGAAAUCCCCCAAAUGUUUCUCUCGCCACUACUAAAUGAGAAGUUUCCAUAUCCAAUCCAUGAAUUACCAAGACAAGAAUAUUAUUUACUUCGACAAGCUAACAGUAUCAUCAACACUGACGAUAACGAUGCAGAUGCUGGCGAAGAUGAUGAAGAUUACAUAGGAAUGGAAAUUCCAAGUAAAAAAAACCGACUUUCCGAAGAAUUUUCAUUCUUUUUUGGAGAUGAUUUUGACGUCCAGACUAAAUAUGACAAGGCAAUUUUUGAACAACUUCCAGAUGUAUCCGAUGAUCUGUUGUCAGUUUUGCCGAGUUGUUCUUAUGAUCCAGCGUACACCAAGAAACGGAAGUUCAAGCAAUUUGAAGGGAUUUGGCAAACACAUUUUAGUUCUGUGUUUCCAGAUGACGGAACAAAAGAAUUCAUUUGUAUUGGAUACAAACAAAAGAAAGAUUGCCAGGGAAAUGAUGUUUUAAACCAGGAUGAAGUGCUCACACUACUGCAGAUGCUUACGAGGAAAAUUGACGAAAUGUACCCAGGGUAUGGCUGUGCUUUUUGCUGGUCAUCCUAA